UAGCAGGAUGUGAUUUCAACUACAAUCAUAAUAAUUAACGGUGACAACUGACAAAAAUAUAAUUAUAAUUAUUUUUCGUUGACGUCCAUGUAAUAUAUAUACACUAUACAGAGUCGGUCGGUUAAAUCACUUUUUUCAACGCUUUUUCGUCAGAUUAUUACAAUGGAUGACGAAAUUCAAACUUGGUGGGAGAUACCAAGUAUUGUACAUUUUUGUAAGGUUUUCACCCACAUCACUAAAGAUAUCAGCAAAAUAGACACAAAUGAAUUUGAAAAUGCAAUUAAAGAGAAUUCAUAUUUGUUGACUGAUAUGGCUAUCCGAUUUACCAAAGUUUGUGGUUUUUAUGAUCCAAAUACAAAUGAAUGGUGGAAUGUCAUGAAAAAAAAAUUUCAGAGUGAAUGCAUUGUUUACAACUUUAAGUAUUCACUAGAUUCAGCAACAUAUUUUGAUGAUUUGACACGUAAACAAAAAGUUGAAGCUCUUUACAUUUUUUGUAAUUUUAUUCUUGAUGUUAAGCAUAUUCAAAAUAAACUCUCCAAUAGUCCUAAUAUAUGGCACAUGUUAAACGUAAAACCACUAGGUUAUGAUCUGAAUAAAUCAGUGUAUUGGUAUUUUGGUAACAAUAAAUUAUAUAGAGAAGAUUUUGAGAAAUCAUUUGAUCUAUCUACUAACUUACCAGUAGAUAAUAAUGUCCACAGAAGACUUCAAUAUGAACCUUAUCCAUCAGGAGUUUUUGGCCCAGGAAAAUGGAAUAAAAUAUGUGAUAAUAUUGACAAUUGGCAUUCAUUAGCUGAUAUUACUGAAUACAGUAAAAAUAUAAACAUUAUAUAUUUACAUAAAGCAAUAUCUAAUAUUAUAUUAAAUCUUCCUAAAGUAAAGGAAAACAAAUCCUGUUAUACAUACAUAAAGCCUUUAAGAAGUAUUUGUACAAGAAGGCUUCGAUCUAUGGAUGUUAAGCAUGCUAAACCUAAAAAAAAUAUUUCAAACUCUAGUGUUAUUCAGCACAAACAAUACUCACAAAAUAUUAUGGAAAACCUGACUAAACAGAGAAAUGAUUCAACAGCUUCUCAAAGGAAUGAAAUUUCUAAUCUAAAGGUAUUUGACCAAAACCAAAAUGUUUCAUACUCCACAAAUAUGUUUGACAAUGAUAAUACUCAAAUUGGAAAAUUAAACAAUAAAACAGCAUUAAAAUUACCGAAAAAUGGCAAUGAAAAAAUGCUUAGUAAAUGUGUCAAAAAUAAUAUAGAGUUUGAGCGUGUACUUUGUAUAAAAAUCAAACGUUGUGAUCAAGAAGAUACUCAUUAACUUCWAACGUAAAUUACAGUCCUCAAUAAAUGAAACCAAAACACUGUAAUUUA
Messenger RNA from Diuraphis noxia (Russian wheat aphid), 1358 nucleotides. RefSeq names its product chromatin remodeling regulator CECR2-like. Gene Ontology annotation, cellular component: RSF complex. Lineage: Eukaryota; Metazoa; Arthropoda; Insecta; Hemiptera; Aphididae. The record is from RefSeq and is a predicted model, not a curated record. Gene Ontology annotation, biological process: regulation of DNA-templated transcription.